Molecule: messenger RNA, 1463 nt
Organism: Anguilla anguilla (European eel)
Lineage: Eukaryota; Metazoa; Chordata; Actinopteri; Anguilliformes; Anguillidae
Product: gastrula zinc finger protein XlCGF8.2DB-like
Exons: 1
Coding region: 316-1434 (372 amino acids)
Biological process (GO): regulation of transcription by RNA polymerase II
Molecular function (GO): DNA-binding transcription factor activity, RNA polymerase II-specific; RNA polymerase II cis-regulatory region sequence-specific DNA binding
Source: RefSeq, a predicted model, not a curated record
GUGUGUGCUGCACCAGGACUCAACACACUGGAGCCAGAGUGUGUUACAGCACACAGCGGGGUCAGUGAUGUACACCACGCAGACGCACCAUUGAUAAAAACAGAAACCGAUCUGGGCCCCACCUACGCCGGGGACCUUACGACAGAGAGCCCGGACUUUGCAAAUCUGGUAUGUGUAACCCAUCAGAAUCCUGAUCGAAUCAAAACGGAGGCCGAUGAUGGAGGCCACGUUAAGUCUGAACACACGAGUCUCGUCCACGGCUUUAAAUCUGAAAAACUGAAGUGUGAACCCAGUGAAGUUUUAGUGAGCGAUCUCAUGAGUGCUGUGCCUAAUGGAGCUGGCGUCGAUCACGAAGGCCCGGCAGAACCGCGGCAGUGCGUGGGAGCGCCGAGUCCAAGCGGCAAAAAUCUAGGGAGUGAACAGUACCGUUCCUCCCUGCGUUUGAGACGCCUCAAGCCUUCAAAACCAAUCCAGGAUGUGGGAAUCCGUACGGGUGAAAACCCCUGCACCCGCGCUCGGCGUGGGAACCGCUUCCUUCAGAAAACCUAUUUAAACGAGCAUCAGGAAAUGCGUGCGGGCGAAAAAAAGCCCUUCAAGUGUGAUCAGUGCGAGAAGUGUUUUCUUCAGAAGUCUCAUUUGCGUGCCCACCUGCAAAUUCAUGCUGGCAAAAAGCCCCACGCGUGUACUCGGUGUGAAAAGUGCUUUGUAAGGAAAUAUGAUUUAGACGCCCAUCAGAGAAUUCAUACCGGAGAAAAGCCCUACACGUGUACUCAGUGUGGGAAGCGUUUCAUUCGUAAAUCCGUUUUAUGGUACCACCAGAAAAUUCACACUGGCGAAAAGCCCUAUGCAUGUACUCAGUGUGGGAAGUGUUUCAUUAAGAGAGCUCAGCUACGUUCCCACCAGAGUAUCCAUACAGGUGAAAAGCCCUUCCCGUGCUCUCAGUGUGGGAAGUCUUUCCUUAUGAAAUAUCAAUUAAGCGCCCACCAGAAGAUUCAUACAGGUGAAAAGCCCUACGCAUGUACUCAGUGUGGGAAGUGUUUCAUAAGGAAAACUGAUUUAAACACCCAUCUCAGAAUUCAUACAGGAGAAACGCCCUACACAUGUACUCAGUGUGGGAAGGGAUUCAUUCGUAAGUGUCAAUUAAGUACCCACCAGAGAACUCACACCGGUGAAAAGCCCUACACGUGUACUCGGUGUGGGAAGGGAUUUCAUCGGAAAAGCCAUUUAAGUUCCCACCUGAUAAUUAAUACAGGAGAAGAACCCUUCCAAUGCUCACAGUGUGGAGAACGUUUUGCUUCAGAAUGUCCUUUCCUGAUACACCUGAGAGGUCAUACAGCUGAAAAGCCAUACGCUUGCACUCAGUGCGGAAAGCAUUUUAUUCGGAAAUGUACUUUUAAUAGGCAUCGGAAUAUUCAUCUGAAAAAAUGUAGCUAAUCAGUGUGAGAAGUCUUUUUUAAAAAAUU